This is a messenger RNA of Amoebophrya sp. A25, 9798 nucleotides long. Lineage: Eukaryota; Dinophyceae; Syndiniales; Amoebophryaceae. The record is from the annotation of a GenBank genome assembly.
UGCUCUGCUUUGACGAAAUUACCGUUGCACUUAGAAAACGUCCUCUCUGGAGAUCUAGAGCGACAGUUUUUCCAAGCUGUGCCAAAGCUCUUACGCACACCUCAUCGCGGUCUACGCGCCUCGACGCUUCACUUUCUGUUAUGAGUCGUUUUCACCAUCAAACGUGAAAUUACAUUGCGAGUUGUCCUACAUCAUCCUUGGCUCUUUCCCUACUUUUAGAAAUGAUGGAUUUCUAGUAGAAAUUAUCGACGAAUUACAUUCCGCACUAGGCCAUCCGCGGCUCUGUUCCUACUAGAAAUGAAUCAAAAGAUAGAGGGACGUAGUUCCUUCUCAGGGAUUUACAUUUACUUACUUACUUACUUACUUACUUAUUCAUCUGCGAGAACCUCUAAUGAUGAGGUCUAUGAUAGAUUCGCGCUGUGUCUCGACCGCUGUGGCCCAGAAGAUGCACACACUGUUGAUGCAGAGCAAUAAUCUGUGGCCUCACGUCGUAGAAUCCUGGAGAGAACAAGCGGACGCUGGCGGACUUGGACCCUGUAGUUAAGGCUCAUGCAUGUCUCGUUUGCCUUGAAUGGGGAUAGUAACUCAUCUCCACAGCAAUGAUUCUCAGGCUAACCAUGAACUGAGGAAAUGGAUGUCUCGUUUGCCUUGAAUGGGGAUUCUCAGGCUAUGAACGUACUAGAAAAGCUAUGAACGUACUAGAAAAUGAAUCAUUGCGAGCUCUAAUGUUGUAGUAGCGGAGGAUCUUCGAUGCCCAGCAUAGCAACUACGAGGAGUCCUAAACGCGGAAUGGCCUUGAACGCAACGGAUGUGGAGCUUCUGCACCAAGCUGGGGAUCACUCUGGAAAUAGUGUUAAGGCACACUAGAUGCGUUGUAGUUGUUGUAGUAGUAGGACAGGAAUCAAUGAAUUGUGCUCCACUAGUACACUGGUUGUAUUUGUUGAGUAACCGACAGCUAAUACAGAGGUUUCUUUUUUUUCUUUUUAGCAACAAACACCCGCCCAUUACGUAGCAGAAUUUUUGCAAACAUCAGCGCUAGUUGUACCUUCUUCGUGAUCAUCCCACCUUUCACUUUCACUUUUAUCUUGAUGAUCUAUCACUAAGAGGACGAGCGGACGCCUUUUUCCGGAUGCGCUGUCGGACCGUGUGGCCUACGAUAGCGCAAAGAUUUGUGCUGAAGCAGUUCUGUUGCUAUCCACCAUAUUUAUGGCUAGUUUAUCAACUUGCACGAAGAUCAGGUUUAUUAGAUGGGUCGUUUAGAAGCACUAGAAAUACAUACUUCAUUCAAAAACUCGGUUUUCUUUAUCGACUCAUGUGUCCUUUUUGGUUUUUUCCCAGCUAGGUCUGCUUCGCCACAACCUAUCCCACGUUGUGAACUGUGCGAACAAGUGGUGCUGGGGUUCCCCUUGAUUUCAAUAUUCUACCCACUCAAGAGCCAGAGACCGGGAAAAGCUACCUCCUCUAACAGAUGCGCUUUCUGGGAUCCGCAGAUGUUGAGAUUUCUGUGUCUUAGCACCGAUUUUCUCAGGAGUUACGAACGAGUGUUGGAGAAUCUGGUUACGAGGCUCAGGGAUCGUGCGGAUUCCGGUGCAUUGGAGAGUCAUCUUCUAGCGCUACAGAGGUUUGCAAUAGUUGUAGGCGACAGAUUGGGACCAGACGGUGGAGCUCAACGUCAAGGCCUAAUUUUAUGGGCUCAAUACAAUUUGUUUUCCUAUACAAGUUAGAGUUUACUAAGUUUUUACCUCAAGUAGAACAAAACUGUUAUUUCCACAAGUCCUGUACAAGCCAUUUCUCACUUGAUUGCUCCUUCAUCUUAGGAUUAUUGGGAGAAUGUCUCACUUGAGUACUGCCUCUUAGGAUCAUACAUUGGGAGAAAUGCAGACAAGAAGUGAGUUGUUUCGGGCUCUAAUAAUGAGUAAGGCGACGACGCACAACGUUAGUCAAUUCCAGUACUCGACUGUGACAGCAGACAUACAUGGACCAGGAGGUGGAAGUCCUCGCGCGGGAGCAGCUUCUUUGGGGAAUGGAAAUGGCAUUAUUAAGGCGACCGCUCAAGCACCCUCAGCAUCAUCCUACUUGGGCCUCUUUCUACUUCAAAAACGGACCGAGGAUGCACUGCACUCAGGGAUGCUAAAUAAGCGGUACUAGGGGCUCUACCAUUAACAUCCUUCUUGACACUUUUUCUUUAAUGCAAUUUGCUCUAACUUUAGCGCACUUGGCGGACCACAGCAGGAACAGGACGUAGCAAUCUUCGAGUUUUUUAGUUCGCGUUGUGUCGCUAGUUUGUGUGCACAAGCGUUGAGCGAGGAAAAGCCGUUAAAGCUACGCCGUCGAGCAGCGGAGACCGUAGCUGCGAUCGCUGCUUUGGCUCCACACUCUCCUCUGUCGUGUCCGCACUCUGCGGACGUGCGGUGCAUAACAAAACACUUGUGCAACUUGUACCUUUAAGGCAUGCAAAAAUCCUAAAUCAGCACAACGAAAGAUGUACUUACUAGGACGAAGGGGAUCUAAUUUUUUUUCAUCUUCACGGAACGGACAGGAAGAUCUGCUUCUACUCCCUUUAAAUCGUGUCCAGAUAUCAAAUCAUGAUGAUAACGUAUUCUCCACCACCCUUCAGUUGUAAGCAGCUGCCCGAAGCUGAUGGCCCUCUUCUAGUCGUACCUCCCAGUUGCAAGCCCCUCUAACCGCUUUUGAACAGUAACAACGAAGAAGUCCAAGGCAACGUCUCGGACACGCUAGGGCUUUCCGCUAUUCACGCAGCUUUGUUGCACGUUUCACUUGCCUCUCCCGCAGAGGCAGCAGCGUGCGUCAGAGCAGUGAGCUUCGUCCCGAAGCUGGUCAAGUUGAUCGAGUCACUCCCACCAGAAAUCAAAUUACGGAUUGUCAGGCGUUUUUGUGUUUCAUCUCUUACGGUUUUUAUAGUAGUUUCUUGUUACAGUUUUAGUAUACGCGCAUAGUCUGAUGUAGUUACGGGUAGACACGUAUGGUCUAUUAUGCCGUUGGUAAAUUGUCCUCUAAUCAAACUUUCUGCAAUUUUAAAGGGAGACAGAUCGUCUGCUGCAGACGCGAGAAGUGCGGCAGACAGAUCUACUGCAGCUGGAAAUGGUAUUUCAUUACAGUUGCUUCUGGCGUUUGUCAGUGGCAGCGUGAAUGAAUACAGUUUCUAUUCAAAACUAGGAAAGAGUCAAGGCAGAUGAUAUUGAUUAAUAUUUACCGUGUCAUUACAUACUAGUGCUGGGCACACUAAAUUUCAAUGACAAUGUACUAGGGCUUCUAAAAAACGAGUUUCCUUGUGAGAAUUCUAGAUUACGACUUACAUCUGAUCUUUCUCCUUUUCCUUUAACUCAAAACUAAACUACACCUAACACUAUUAAGCACGACCUCUUACUUUAAAACUAUGAACACAGGUACUAGUCUCCACGUAGGCUUCUCGAGAUUUGAGCAAACGUCGGUUUCCAAGUUGAAUUCAAGUGUCUGCAGUUUGAGCACGGCAACCGCGGGAGGUCAGCAGGAUCACGAGCGGCUGCACAGACUCACACUACACCUCAGACUUCUGACUUAAGACUCAUGAUAUUGGCUUAGUAGAGGAGGAGGCUUUUGACUUGCAUCUCUAUAGAUCAUGGUAACCUUGUUCACAGAGAAUAUAGAAGAAAGUUCCUAGAGGACUCCUUUCGGUUUCUUUGAUGAAGGUAAAGAUAGUUUAGGAUUUACAUGUCCGUGGCUUAGGGUUCACUUAUUUAUGUUACAACUGCAACGAAUGAAGUAGAGUAAUCCAUUGCAUAGUGCCCAUACUUUGUUGCUGAUGUUGAAAAGAAGAAGAUGAUUGAAGGUAAAAAAUUCUUUGUCGUCCACCUCGUUGCUCUUCACGAAAUGGAAAAGUGAUGUGGAUGAAGAAGUGGAUGGAGAUUUGGAAAUUUUUUCAAGUUAACGUAGGAGGUUCUAAUCACUUGUGAUUUGCUCUGCCCACGACGAUGGUUUGGAUAUACUAGUGGAGAGGGCUGGACCAGACGACGAGAGGGAGGGAACGAAUGGGCCUCCUGGUAGCACUAUGUCAUGUAUUAAGGCUACCUACUCUUACGUCGGUUAAGCGUGCGUGGUUGUAUAAGGAGGUUAAUGUACUCCACCCGUCGCCGGCAGGUACACCGGACAACACUGGGAUCACCCUUUCGGCGUUCUCGGAAUACAAAAAAAAAAAGGUGCCCUGUGGAGGAAACCUGACUGAUUGACUGACUCUUAAGCAUCCUCCUACCACGAACAUGAUCCUUGCUGUUUUUUCUACUUAUGAAAAAGAAGCACCUCGCAAGGAUAGUAUUACUCUCAGAGAGGAAGAUGCGAACGCGGUAGCAGCACCAGCUCUAAGUAUACUAGUGCAACGCAUACGCAAAGCUUGAUGUCGAAAGGGGGCGGCUUGCAGCCUAUAGAUGAGGCGAGAACCCCAAAAGCGACCGUACAUCACGUGGAUGGAUUUGCUUUUGGCAGUAGCACUGGCAUAAAUCUACUCGACUCAUCGACCUCAAGCGUACACAGAUCGCAGAAUCCUUAUAACUUAUGUUACACGACAUAGAGUAAGCAACCAACCAUAGUAUCGUAUCGCUCAAAAGAGAGUUCAGGAACUGUUUCGCCUUGCCGGUAAUAGUAGACAAAGACUAUCUACAAAGCACUGAGGAUGAGGAGUUUCAUAUCAGAUACACAUUUUUAAUGCAGAGAUACAGAGUUUAUUCUACAAUAGACUCGAUAGUGGACUCUAAUACACACGUCCACGGCCAAUGGAGCCAAUGUGGUGUCGAAAAGAGCAGCGGCCUCAACUUUGAACGCCCAUCACAAUCUGAACACAUCGUACCUGUUGAUUUUAAGGCUUCGUGAGAAUUAGAGUAUAGGUUACAACUUCUACGUUGGUUUGUGUCUACUAAUAAAAUCUUCAGUGUUUAUUUUUUGAGAAUGCUCAUUCUCUUCCUCAUGUUGAGCAUCCUCUUCCUAACGUUGAUUAUCCUCAUGUUGAUGAUCCUGGUCGAUGUUAUUUCCAUGUUCUCAUUGCUUUUCUCACACGUGGUAAUGCUCGUCUUUACUUCUAAUGAAAUCAGCAACUCUUACUACACAUCCUAAUAUUAGUUGCUGGUGCCUUCUAAUCUUUGUCUUACACGCCAUUUGGUGCAUUGCUGAAGCGCAUGACGGAUUUUGUCUAGAAGUAUUGGACUUCUUGCGGAAAACUUUAGAUCGUGACGGAGAGAGGCAUAGGGUUGCGCACUUACUGGGUCCACACUCAUCGAACUUAGUCUUUAACAAAAUGCUGCUUCCUCACGCCAUGCGCGGAGCAACGACACUCAAGACUCAGGGAGGAAAUACUCAGGUGAGUGCUCGGGCAAUAGUUUUAGUACCAUUUCUUGGGUAUAAAUGCACGUGAAGAAGAAAUGUACUACAGCAUGGUAUACUGAGAAUUGCAUAGUUUACUUAGGAGCUUUAGCUUGUCAGAGAACAAAACCUCCACGGAGGUAGUAUGUGUAUUAGGACUACAAGUUGUAGAGACUACUUUUGCCAUGUCGUAAAAUUCAUUCCCAUUUUUAUACAACAACAACAGGUGAGCCAAUUCGCGCCACAAGAUCGGUCUAUGUCUCGGUUUGGAGAUCAGUCUUAUCAUAGGAUGGACCCUCACAACGACGUCACCACGACUCGUGCGCUACCUUCACAUCACUCGUCUAUUAUGUUGCGUGUACUUGCAUAAGCUCACCACUUCGUGAAUGUUGCCUGGAUCUGGAUAAGAGUAAACCCUAACCCUAAGAUGAUGAUGUUACCACUCUACCCUUGUAAUUUUUUGUGAGGCCUUCCCCGUACUACCCACCUGUAUCACUGCAUCACCACACUGGCGAGUAGUCAGGAGCUACGUGCAAUUUACAACUAGUAGUUGUAAGUUGUAUUGCUAGUCUUUUCCAACAAGGAUUUUUAAUUCUCACUUUAGAGGCUCUCUAAACCCCGGUUGUAUGCUACGGCUAGCAAGUGCUCACCAAUUUCGCCAGUGGUCUAUUGUCGCUUGAUGGAGGUUCUGAGUCUGAGCGCACCAGGUCUGACGACCAACAAGGCGACCUUGGUCAAAUUCGUGUCUUUUCUCGUGGAGUUUAUCAUUAUGCAUGGUGGGAUCGAUGAGUCGAGUAAGUACUCUCCUCUCAAACAUUGUGUUGGCUACGAUUAUUUAAUUACUUGAGAUCCACUUCCACUUACUUCUACUUCAGUCAGGACCUCAAUCUCGGAAGAAAGGCGUGCUGUUUCCUACUUCCUUCUACGUAUAGAUGAGAAAUGAAGAAUUCUGAAUCAAAAGGUAAAGUUUAUAAGUAUCAUGAGCACUCACCGGAGGCGUUGCACAGGGCUCCGGCCUGCCUUCGAAGGUGAGACCUCUGGGGCUGACAGGACCACGACAGCGCCGGCGCUUAGUUAGUAGUAGAUAAGUUCUUGCCUGACUUUUCUUUUUCCGGUUUUUGUUUUUUCUAGUUAGAUAUGCCAUAUGCUCCACCAACAAUAUCAUAGAUGAUGAUACUUACUGCAGAAGGUAUGGGUGUAGUUCUAACCUUCAACAUUGCGAAAAAUCGAAAACGUUGGCAGAGUGGACCCUCAGGAAGUGCACCUCUUCUCUGCACUUCAUUGCGAGCUUGCAUCUCUGUAUUUUUCUAUUUCUGAGUAGUUCGGCGUUUUUUUAUUGCUUAAUAUAAUAAUUGCUUAUCAUUAGUAGUCAAUACUCAUACAUCAACGGGAACAACGCUCAAUACCAAUUGCUUAUGUUUAUGGAAGCCAUGAUCCGUUGGUCCUUCUCUGCAGAGGGCUUGCGUCCUCUGCAGAGUGCUUGUGUGCGUGAAAGGUUUUAGGAGGAGUAGAUCUACUUUGUUUAUCUUCCAAUAUAGUACAUAAAAGGUUUUAGGAGGAGUAGGUCUUAGUUUUUAAACGUGAUAGAUAGCAGGUUGUCAUUCCAACUGACUUUGCAGGCAAAGCCACAGCAGCUAUAUUAUCCAGCUGCCAACAACGAGUCGGGGACAAGCCCAACGGAACAACGGGACCCCAGCUAGAUUUUUGGUUUGACUUGGCAGAGGGGCGAGAAAAAAUGCGCCUUCCGGUUUUGCGUGUGCUGCUGGCUAUUCUAUUAAGAAAUAAAAAUAAUGUCGAUCUUUUUUUUUAGGACAGUCGCUCAACAUUGGAAUUUUUACGACAGAAGUCAAUUCAAUAUUGAAGAUACUACGACAGGACCCGAUGAAUCAGUUGUAGGACCCUCCAUCGUGAAUACAUGUACAACUAGGACCUAUAUGCACAAUCAUGAACAUUGAGAGACUAGGCCCGAUGAAUGUUGAAGACAAUCUGUCGCGCAAAUUGAUACUACGACGGAUGCGCAGCUACUUUUUUUAUUUUUAGAUAUACCUAAAUGAUGUACGAAGAAGGCGGCACCGGCAGUAGCUUUAGACCCAGAUAAACCCUAAAAAAAGGGAAAUUGAAUUUGAUGAAUUUGAAUCACGAGUAGCCUCCUCUAACCCUUGUUUCCACGAACGUGGCGAAGUCGUUUUUCACAGGGAGUCCACGAACACUGCCCAUUUUAGAGCUGUGUCUUUCGGGCGACGGUUCAAGGAGUAGUGUCCAGAAUCACUUGAGCAGUCAUUCCGGUGGACACGCGACAGCGACCUUUUCGAUGCUACACAAUACUACAUUAGGAGAGCAGCCGGAGGUGCUUGGCAUGAUGAAUGUAGAUUGAUCCAUAUGAUGAAUGUAGAUUGGUGUGCAUGAAAGAAAUAGAAACUAUACAUUAGACUUCUAGUUUUACCCCGUGAUGGUGAUACGUGAGUUAGUCAAGAUAAGAAGACACUGUUAGAAGCAAACCCCGAUCACCCAUAUGAGCAAAAAAAUGAUUGAUUUGUACUUAGUUUCUCAACGCAGACGCACUAGUUCCCUCUACAGCACUCCACAAAACUGUGGAGAAUUACGAUGUCAAAGCAAGCGCUAAUGACAGUGGCGGGCACUGCGUUGGGACGAGAUCAGCAGGAUGACGUGCACCUUCAUUUUCCAUCGACAGGGAGACCUCCGGAAAGGAGUGGACUUUAGGAUUCUCUUAUUGUGAUGUUUUUUGUAAAUAUCACUUAUGAAGAUAAAAAUAUUUGUGAUCAUCAUAGAUCAACCAGUAAACUACUUCCUUCUAUCUAAGAUUAAUAGAACAGAAAGAAGUAGUUUACUAGUUGAACUUGCAUGGAAAGCUAUUCUUAUAGUGGAAAGGCACCCACUCAUUGGAACUGUUUCGUCCCGCCAUUAGGCUAGUAGAUGUACUAAAUGGGACACCAUGAUGAUGACCCACUCAGACAAUUACUAUCUCCUUUUCAUCUCAUCGGAAAGAAUUCAAAUACAGCAGUAAGGAAAUAGUAGCUACAUUUCUCUAAUCCGCGAAGUCAGGGCAUCAAGUGGGACCGUUGCGCCAUAUCGCAUUGCACAUCCUCUGGAUCAUGUUGUAUCAAAAUUAUGAAAGGUUUUUCUUUGAGAGGUUUUUGUUUGAUGAAUGAAUGAGUGAAUGAAUUGAGAGGUUCUUUGGUGGAGAGUCAACUCCUAUAAUGAAUGUGUUUUAGAUGAAUGCUACCUUCAACUUCAUCCUAUGCGCCUUUAUCCUAUGAGUCCUUGUGUAAGUAGAAUGUUUCUCCUCCACCUGUUUGAGCAAGACCGGAGGCUUUUGAGAGGAAAAAAAGCCUAUCAUGUAUGAGCUCCUCUAAGUAGUUCAACGAGUGGUAGCAUUGGUGAAAAGUUCUAGUGGGUUGGUGAAGAAAUUAGAGGACAUGCAGAUGGACCCUCUUUGUCCGGAUAGGACUAUCGCUCAAGAAAUUUUCGCAUUGCUUACGGUUGGUUGACGUUGACGUCUGCUGAGAGCUGACGUCGUGAGAAACGACUAUUCUGAUUCUACGCGGAUCUGCAUUUGGAGAGUGACGCAGUUCAAUCAUCUUGUAUCUUGCUUUUCGUUGGUUUUGCUGACACAGUGAAAAUUUGCUGCUUAUAAGCUGCAGCUGGACGGAAGAACAGCGAUAAAAAUGGCAGCAGAGUGAUCUGAUAGACGGUGGUAGACACCACAGUUCUGAUGCGACUGCUGCUUAUAGUAGAACACAAAAACUGUACUCCGUGCUAACUAGUGGACGAGCUUACCUGUGUCAGCGGAAUUAUUUUUAGACUACCUGUAUAAUAUCUUCAUUGGGAUUAUGUGUAUGGCCUAGAGUAGGAGCACAUCUUCUACCUAAGAUAUGACAUGGCAAUGGCAUUCAUUUACGUUCUAUCUCAAUGUGGUUCCAAAACCAAAUGGUCCUCUUCGUCUUCAUCGAAGAAGUACUAGUAGAAAUUAUCACUUGCUAUCAUCACCUCCAGACAACCAGUAUCAGUUUUGUCACCCGUAGAGAAGUACUAGUUUCGUAAUAAGAUACUCUUUCUGAUUUUCGGUCACGAUUUUGCGGAAGAAGUUAAGUAAGGACCAAAGAGUCCGCCUUGCUUCGAAUGAUUCCUUUUGAUAGUGGUUUUUGUUUUUUUAGAAGGUGGCGUGACCACAGACAUGAUGAAACUAUACGUCUACAACAAAUUUAGCAACCAAGAAUCACAUUUUUACCACAGCUACAAGCGCACUCUUACUUUCCUCAAUAUUUUUUUAUUUUCUUCACGAUACAAUCAACAUCAUGAUCAUUCUACAGUGACUCACUAUCUGUAUUCUACGAAAGAAUGAAACUCGUCUUUUCUUUCACCGUCUUGCCAGGAAAUCCCGAAAAUUUGAGGACCGAGAAACAGCACUCAGGAGACAGUGUUCUGUGC